Molecule: messenger RNA, 936 nt
Organism: Lachancea sp. 'fantastica'
Lineage: Eukaryota; Fungi; Ascomycota; Saccharomycetes; Saccharomycetales; Saccharomycetaceae
Source: the annotation of a GenBank genome assembly
AUGGGAGGGUUCUCGCUCAAUAAUCAGGUCGUAAUCGUGGCCGGUGGGUCGCAGGGACUCGGUAAAGAGUUUGCGCGAAAAUUCUACCUGCAGGGGUCCAAUACAACUACUAUUAUCGUCAGCAGAUCCCGCGGCAAGCUCGAACAAGCUGCUCGGGAAAUUUCGGGCGAACUAGUGGCACAGGAACUGACUGAAGGUUUGGAGGUGGUUCGUGAGGGCAACAAAAUACUAUUUGCGUCUUGCGAUGUGGCUGAUUACGCGCAGGUCGAGCGGUUGCGGUGUAAGAUAGCCUCUAGCUCACUGACGCCCACCGUGGUGCUUCUGUGUGCUGGUGGCUCACACCCGGGAUUUUUCAAAGAUCUGAAACCAGACGAGAUCGAAUUGGGUGUCAAAGUGAACUAUUUGACGUGCGCGAAUCUGGCCCAUGUCGCAGUGCGCCAUUGGCAGUCUGCCCAUCUUGUGUUCUUUUCGAGCGCAACAGCAUUUUUCCCUUUCAUUGGAUAUUCGCAAUAUGCGCCACAAAAGCAGUCUAUAAAGGCGCUGGUGGCUAUUUUACGCCAAGAAUGUUCUCAGCCGCGAAUUUCGUGCGUGUACCCAGGAAAUUUCGACAGCGAGGGUUACGCUCUUGAAAAUGAAACCAAACCAGAUAUUACCAGAGAGAUAGAGGGCCCUUCUGAGGCACUGUCGUGUGAGACGUGUUGUAAUAGGAUUGUCAAACAGUUACAACUGGGUUACGAUGAUAUUACAACGGAUUUCAUAGGCUGGGUCUUGAUGAGCACGGACAUGGGUAUGAAUAAACAAAAUAACGUUUCAAUUGGGUGGCCUUUGCAAUGGCUGUUGGGUAUUAUAGCGAACCUGAUAAUCGUUCCUGUAUACAUGCUCAUUUGCAAGUUCCAAAUAAAGAGGUGGCACAAGUCUUGUGAGAAAACCUCUUGA